Paramecium tetraurelia is the source of this 1886-nucleotide messenger RNA. RefSeq lists its product as uncharacterized. Gene Ontology annotation, molecular function: chromatin binding. NCBI's taxonomy places the organism in Eukaryota, Ciliophora, Oligohymenophorea, Peniculida, Parameciidae. Gene Ontology annotation, cellular component: condensin complex. The record is from RefSeq and is a predicted model, not a curated record. Gene Ontology annotation, biological process: mitotic chromosome condensation. The transcript has 6 exons.
AUGAAAAAGAACAAAUAAGUAUCUGCAAAAACUAAGUAUCUCAAAAAGAAAAAGGAAAUGCCGAGUGGUGUAGAUGAUUUAGCAACUCAUGAGGAAAAUGAUAUUGUUAAAUUUGCCCAAACUAAAUAAUAGCAGAGCAAUAAAUUCCAAUAAAUCUAAUUAAAACCUACAGAUCUAAGUUCGAGUGAUGAGGAAGUUGAGGUUUAAAACAAAGAUGAUCCUGAUGAGCAAUCUCGAUUUGUGCUGGGUCUUAUAUAAAAAAAUAGAGUUAAUGAAAAAAAUUCAUUUGACAUACCUAUGAUUAAUCUUAGGGAUUUAAAUGCCUUCAAAUAAAUUGAAUAAGGUGAUGCUUGGAAACAUAUAUCAGCAUCCUUGGAUGCAGGUUCAAAAAUAUAUGGUUUUAGAGUAGAUCUAGUGCAUUAAAAUACAUUUAAAGUCUUGGGUGGAUUACAUAGAACUUAGAUUCCUGAUAAAUAAAAUUAGGAAGUUGAAUAAGAAUUUGAAUAAGAGUAAUUAAGAAAAAAAAAAUUACACAAUACGGGGGGCGAAAAUACUUUAGAAAAGAAUUAAGCCAACAUUGAUACCAAUAAAUAUGAUUUAGAAUUUGAGAUUGAUCCUUUGUUUUAAUAAACUUCUGCUAAAUUUGAUGAAGCUGGAGCUAAGGGACUUUUGAUGAAUAAUUUAACAAUCAAUGAAAACCUAAUGCUUGCUUUAGAUUCUGAAGUUCUACCUAUAAAACCAAUUCAAAGUACUAUAAACAUUGAAAAUUAUAAAUCUAUGCUCAAAAACCUUAAUAACUUAAGACUAUGUCCUGAAUUAACUGAAUUUAGGGAAAAUAUCUUUUAGAAAGGGCAAAGGUUGGUUGAUCUUAAAUAAGAGAAAUCUUUUAUGGCUGUUAUGAAUCCUGUAGGAAUGAAUAUGGAUUUUUAAGUGGAAGACCAAUAAUACGAGAACUUGCCAGAAGAGAUGAAUCUAGACGAUCAAGUUUCCAUUAAUUCUGGAAAUUAAAAUUGCUAAUCUUUAUUCUAAUAGUAAGGUCAAUAAUUUUAAUAAAAUAAAUUUAACAUUUUAAAUUUUGAAUAGGCAGCAGCCAACAUUGGAACUGGAAAAGUAUUUGAAAAUGAAAAGGAAUAAGUUGCUUGGAUGGCGCUUGAUAUGAAUUUACAACCUAAGAAAAAAGUAACUUGCCUUUAGGUUGACAAAACCAAGAAAAGUAAAUCAAAAAAAAAGAAUGGCUUAAAUUUUGCAUUUGGAGAUGAUGAUGAUGAAGAAGAAGAACUUGAUCGAAAAACAAUUAUGCAACCAAAAGAGAAGGAGAAUUAUUGUAUUAAUAAGGAUCCAUUAAAACAAUUAAAUUUGUUACCUAAAUCUUAUUAAAUAGAUAGAUAGGAUUUAUAUUAGCCAUUUUAAAUUGCAAAAAUACCGCAAUGGGGAGAAGAGAUAAUAGAAGAAGGAUAAUUAUAAAAUGAUAAUUACGAAUAUGGUGGAGUUGAUGAUGAACUCCCAUAAUAGUUACAAUAAAAUAUGGGAAUAGGAACUUCUUUGCGAAAUAAUCCGACCGGAAGACUCAACAUACCUAUCAAAGAACUCAAAAGCCAAGUCUGGUCAACAUUAUCAAAAAAAAUACCAUUAUCAACAGAAAAUCAAGGAUUAGAGUUCAAUUAGAUUAAUUAAAUUUUACCUGAAAUCUUGAAAAUGCCUACAAAUAAAGGAAGGGUUUCCAUAUAAACUUGCUUUGUGACUAUGUUACAUUUAGCAAACGAAUAAGGCUUAAAAUUCAUUUAAAACAAUGAUGAGAAUGAUUUUGUUAUUUAGCGCGAAGCUACAAAAUGAAAAUGAAUAAUUAUUUUUAAGAAUAAAGCAUUUAUUCUAUCUACGUAGGUUUA